CUAAAACAACCUAAUUUUUGAAGAAACAUGCUCAAAAAUAGGUUUCUGCUCUAUGCAGGAGGAAUAUUUAUUUCUUACUUUUACUUUGGUAUAUUACAAGAAAAAAUUACCAGAGGCAAAUAUACUUAUGAAGUGAUUAAUGAGGAUGGUACCAAAACUAUCGAAAGUGAAAAAUAUACAUACUCAGUGACUUUAGUGCUAGUACAAUGUAUCAUCAAUUUUAUAGUAGCAAAAAUAGCUUCAACCAUGUGGCCACAGGGUGAAGAUACAACUCAAAAACUAUAUUAUGCUAGCAUGUCGGUCACUUAUUUACUCGCUAUGAUUUGUUCUAAUAUGGCAUUACAAUGGGUACCCUAUCCAACUCAAGUCGUAGGAAAAUCUGCUAAACCUAUACCCGUAAUGCUUCUAGGAGUAUUAGUUGGAAAAAAAACUUAUCCAACUCGCAAAUAUAUUUUUGUUUUCAUGAUAGUUUUUGGUAUAGUGCUCUUUAUGUUGAAAGACAAGACUUCUUCCCAAGCUGAGGAUACUUCUAUGGGUAUUGGUGAGUUGCUGUUAGUUCUGUCUUUAAUUAUGGAUGGAUUAACUGGAGCUAUUCAGGACAGGAUUCGGGCUGAAUCAAAGCCUACAGGCAUUCAUAUGAUGGAAGUGGCCAAUGCAUGGUGCACACUGUUUUUAGGAAUUCUUCUGAUAAUAUCUGGAGAAUAUUGGAAAUUUUAUGAAUUUGCUUUAAGAUAUCCACCUGUAAUAAUUAAUCUCUUGGCACUUGGGGUUACUUCAGCAAUUGGGCAAUUAUUUUUAUAUUCCAUGGUCUCUGAAUUUGGUCCACUGGUAGUAUCAGUUGUAACCACAACCAGAAAAUUUUUCACAGUUCUGGCAUCUGUAAUAUUAUUUGGCAACAUUAUUUCUGGUAGACAAUGGAUUGGCGCUCUCAUCGUUUUUAUAGCUCUAUUUCUAGAUGCAUAUUAUUCAAAGGCACAACCAAAGAAAAAAUAAAUUUUUAUUAUUUUUAAUAGGCACA
Messenger RNA from Psylliodes chrysocephalus, 1018 nucleotides. NCBI's taxonomy places the organism in Eukaryota, Metazoa, Arthropoda, Insecta, Coleoptera, Chrysomelidae. The record is from the annotation of a GenBank genome assembly.